CGUCGAAAUAUUUUGUGUUUAGAUUAAGUCAUGAGGAAUUUAACAUUCAUAGUUGUGAUUUUCACGGCAGUUCUUCUGGUGCUGACAGCUUCAAGCAAGUGCAGUCUUAACGCGAAAGCUCUGAAAAGUAAGAUAAAGCAGUACAAUAAAAGCUGUCUGGUGAAAGGAUUCCAAUCAUCCAUCGGGUGUGAGGCUGGAGAUGGAAAAUUGAGCAAGAAAGCGCUGAAGAAAUGUCGCAAGAUAGAAGCAAUAUUGAAAAAGUGUGACUACUCCUGCCCAACUGAUGGAGGUUGGAGUGACUACAGUGAGUGGACAGCUUGCUCUGCAAUAUGUGGGGGAGGGAAUCAGACUAGAGAGAGAUCUUGCAGCAACCCUGCCCCAGCGUUUGGAGGAGAUGACUGUGUUGGAGAUGCUGAGGAGUACCAACAAUGCAAUACAGAUCCAUGCCCAGUUAACGGAGGAUGGUCAGGCUUUGGAACUUGGUCUUCGUGCUCUGCAACAUGUGGGGGAGGAGAUCAAACAAGAAGAAGAUCUUGCAGCAACCCUGCCCCAGCGUUUGGUGGAGCUGCCUGUGUUGGAAUUGCUGAGGAAUCCCAGAAAUGCAAUACAAAUCCAUGCCCGGUUAACGGAGGAUGGUCAGACUUUGGAACUUGGUCUGUGUGCUCUGCAACAUGUGGGGGAGGAGAUCAAAUAAAGACAAGAUCUUGUAGCAAUCCUGCCCCAGCGUUUGGUGGAGCUGCCUGUGUUGGAAUUGCUGAGGCAUCCCAAAAAUGCAAUACAAAUCCAUGCCCAGUUAACGGGGGAUGGUCAGACUUUGGAACUUGGUCCUCAUGCUCUGCAACAUGCGGGGGAGGAGAACAAAUAAAGACGAGAUCUUGCAGCAACCCUGCCCCAGCGUUUGGUGGAGCUGUCUGUGUUGGAAUUGCUGAGGCAUCCCAAAAAUGCAAUACAAAUCCAUGCCCAGUAAACGGAGGAUGGUCAGACUUUGGAACUUGGUCUUCAUGCUCUGCAACAUGCGGGGGAGGAGAUCAAAUAAAGACGAGAUCUUGCAGCAAUCCUGCCCCAGCCUUUGGUGGAGCUGAAUGUGUUGGAAUUGCUGAGGCAUCCCAAAAAUGCAAUACAAAUCCAUGCCCAGUUAACGGUGGAUGGUCAGACUUUGGAACUUGGUCUUCGUGCUCUGCAACAUGUGGGGGAGGAGAUCAAACAAGAAGGAGAUCUUGCAGCAACCCUGCUCCAGCGUUUGGUGGAGCUGCCUGUGUUGGAAAUGCUGAGGAAUCCCAAAAAUGCAAUACAAAUCCAUGCCCAGUUAACGGAGGAUGGUCAGACUUUGGAACUUGGUCUUCGUGCUCUGCAACAUGUGGGGGAGGAGAUCAGACAAGAAGGAGAUCUUGCAGCAACCCUGCCCCAGCGUUUGGAGGAGCUGUCUGUGUUGGAGAUGCUGAGGAAUCCCAAAAAUGCAAUUCAAAUCCAUGCCCAGUUAACGGAGGUUGGUCUAACUUUGGAUCUUGGUCUGCAUGCUCUGUGACAUGUGAGGGAGGUACACAAACAAGAGUCAGAUAUUGCAACAAUCCUGCCCCAGCUCAUGGUGGCAGCUUGUGCUCUGGAUCUUCUAGCAUAUCACAGAUAUGUAACACUCACGUCUGCCCAGUUUUUGCAAGUUCAACAUUAGCCUACUAUGGUUAUUGGGGAGGCUGGGGAGCGUGGGAAUACUGCCCUAAUGGCGGAUACGCAACUUCCUUCAGACAGAGGGUGGAGGCUAAUCAAGGUGGUGGAGACGAUUCGGCACUUAAUGGAAUUUGUCUGGUCUGCAGCCAAGGUGGGGUUGUUUGCAGUACUGUUGGACCAUGGGGCUCCUGGGCCGAUAGUUCGGCAUGUUCGUCUGGGUUCAACGCAUUCAAUCUCAAGUACGAGGACCAGCAAGGAGGAGGAGAUGACACUGCUGCUAACGAAGUGAUUCUUUACUGCAGUAGCAACGGCUCUGGAUACCAGACAAGCAACGCAGGACCAUGGGGUAGUUGGACAGGACAUAAGCAGUGUCCAUCUGGUCAAGUCUUCUGUGGGAUCCAAACUAGAGUGGAGGCAAACCAGGGCGGCGGUGAUGACACUGCUCUUAAUGGUGUGGAUUUUGCUUGUUGUGAAAAAAGAAAUUAGUACGAUCAAAACAUUUUAAACAAUUGGGUAUUUAAACCGGACUG
This is a messenger RNA of Bolinopsis microptera, 2195 nucleotides long. Its product is annotated as coadhesin-like. The record is from RefSeq and is a predicted model, not a curated record. Lineage: Eukaryota; Metazoa; Ctenophora; Tentaculata; Lobata; Bolinopsidae. Bases 31 to 2151 code for a protein of 706 amino acids. The transcript is spliced from 9 exons.